GCCCAGCCCUCCCUCCGGCCGGCGGCGUGCGGGGCAGCGGCCACCCCCCGCCUGGCUCCGUCCCCGAGCGAGCUGCGCCCUGCCCUGGGCGGGGGCCGGGGACCCCGCCUGGCCGCCCCCUGCAGCGCCCCGGCGGCUGAUUCCUGCCGGGAAGGGAGCGGGGCUGGCUCGGGAGAGCCGCCGCCGCCCGCUGCCUUUGUUCGGGGACAUGCAACAGUUCCCCCGAAGUUGCUGCCGCGGCUAGAGCGGGCGCCCGGCUGCUCCGGCCCCGCCGCGAUGGGGAGCGAGGACUGAGCCAGCCCCGUGGCCCCGGGCAGUGCUGGGGGCCUGGCGGGGAGCGUGGGGGCGGACCGCUCUCCGCAGCACCAUGCACUGCCUGGAGCCUGCAGCGUCUUCCCGGCUAGGGGGGUCCCGGGGAAGCGGCUUUGGGUUGGUUCGUGCCGGGGGGGCGGCUGGCUUUGCCCAACUCUCCGUAGGAAGAGCCUCCCGCUUCUGAGCGAGGCGUGGGGGAGAAGCCACUACCUAUUGCCAUUAGCCCUGGGCCAGCGAGCCAGCCCCCUGCGGCCAGCCCCUUGCCCCUGGCCACUGGGAGGCUCAGGGGCCAUUGGUAAGAAGCUCCCUGGAUUUUGUUUCGAAUCCUGUUUUUUUUCCGCUGGCAGCAAUGAGGGACGAUGCCGGUUGUAUUUCUUACUGGUGAGCAAAGUCAGGCUGCUGGGGGUCUGCGCUUCCACUGAGGCGGGCACAGAGAGGGCACCCUGCCCUGGAGCCGCUGAGAUCUACUGCCCAGCCACAUCGCUUCCCGCCAGGGGCUACCCAGACCAAACGCUUUUGCAUGAAGCCUGGGGGAGGCGUUUCGGAUGAGGCUCCUGGUGGCUUGGCUAUACCAUGGGCACCAAGCACACCAAAGGAUGCCAGCCUCCCGGUGCAGGGGAGAGCCCCCAGUCUCACAAUCCAGGCUCCCGCAAGAAGAUGCCAGCUAGGGACCGGGGAGACUUCCUAGCAUCCUUCAUGGUGAAAUCCAGUGAUAAGUUUGGGAAGAGUGGUGGCAACUUGCCCCCUUACCACCGGCGGAUCGGUAUGAUCCAGGACAUGCUGCUGCUGGUGAAGCAAGGGAAACAGGAUGAGGCAACUGAACUGCUGAAACACCUGCGACAGGACUUAGGAAUGGAAUCAACCUCUCUGGAUGACGUCCUGUAUAGAUAUGCCAGCUUCCGAAACCUGGUGGAUCCAAUCACCCAUGACUUGAUCAUCAGUCUCGCUAGAUACAUCCAUUGCCCCAAACCGGAGGGAGACUCGUUUGGAGCCAUGGAGAAGGUCUGCAGGCAACUGACCUACCACCUCAGCCCUCACUCGCAGUGGAGACGCCAAGGGAUCAUGAAGAGGAAGCCUCAGUCCUGCUUGAAAGCUAUCCUGGUGGGGACGCCUCAGAACAACACAGUAGAUCUCUCUGGCAUCCCUCUGACACUGAAGGACUUGGACCGCAUCAUCUCAUACCUCCAGCACAGCUCAGAGCACAUUGACAAUGUGGAGCUGUGCUUCACGGAGCUGACUGAUGAGAUGUUCCUUCAACUUCUGCCCAUCCUCAGUGCCCUGCCUCACCUCACUACUCUCUCCCUGAAUGGCAACAGACUCACCAAAGCAAUCCUUCGGGACCUGACAGAAACACUGAAAGACCCCAAGAAGUUCUCCAGUGUGACGUGGAUUGAUCUGGGCAACAACGUGGAUAUCUUUUCUUUGCCGCAGCCCUUUUUGGUCAGCCUCAAGAAACGCUGUCCCAAGCAAGGCAACUUGCCAACCAUUCUGGAGUUCGGGGAGGGCCAGAUGAGUGACUUGGAAAGCCAAGAGGGCCUGGCGGAGAGUCAAGAGGAUCUGUGCUCAGCCAACGAAGAUGGAAACCAACCUGACAAGAUCAACAAUGCAGGCACCAGACGGCUGUUGACAGAGAGAACAAUUGAGGUUGGGACGCUCACAAAUAAAUGUGACUCUGAGCAGGAAGCUGCUUGUGAGGCAGCUCAGACAUGAUGUUCAGCUGUGUGUCACGUGGCUGGGUACUUUGAAAAGAGACACUUUAAAACUGAUACCUCACCUAUGAAGGUUCUUAUUAAGUGUUGAUUUACAUGUUCAGAUGUCUACACAAUCAAUGGUUUGAGACUUUAGACUGUUGCCUCAUCAGUUUCCUCUCAUCAUAUGAAUGUCAACCGAUUUUGUUUCACAGAGAACAUAAAAAUGUGAUCAAGUUGUAUACUUAUAUUUUAUAAAGCUGGCCACGUAUUUUUAAACAUUAGCAAUGAGCUGUGCUUUUUAUCUCUCUCUCUCUCAAAACAAAA
This is a messenger RNA of Trachemys scripta elegans, 2327 nucleotides long. It is a transcript of the gene LRRC75A, whose product is annotated as leucine rich repeat containing 75A. The transcript has 4 exons. The record is from RefSeq and is a predicted model, not a curated record. The coding region runs from base 886 to 2022 and encodes 378 amino acids. Lineage: Eukaryota; Metazoa; Chordata; Testudines; Emydidae.